ACCUUUGCAAACCCAAAUCUGAGUUUUCUUUCUCCAACUUCAUCUUCUUCCUUUCCCUGUUCAUCCUUCUUCUUUCUUUUUCUUAUUCUUUCUCUCUCUCUCUUCUCCCUUCUUCUUCCUCUCUCAAACCCAGAUCUAGAUUCUCUCCUACAACGUUACCGUUGUGAUCGCACCAAGCUCUUGGAGUUUCUGCUAUCCUUAGGUUUAGUCAAAGAAAUUCGUACGUCGUCUGGCCCCACUGCUUCUCUUUCUGACCUUCACGUUGACUCGAUUAGUGCCGAUUACAUCCUCUAAUACUUAAAAUCUGGUGAACACGAUCUCAUUCUGUUUGUUGCCUUCUUUUUGUUCUCAAGAGAACCGAAUGAAAAUCAAUUUAGCUGGACUUAAAGAACGAAGGAGUUUUUGGCUCCGUCAUCAUUGUCAUCGUUCUCUACUGUCUCAUGGCUGCUUCCAUGUCCAUGCUCCAUCCCUAUGACAUGGCUGAUGAUGUUGCCAACCUUGAAUGGGUAUCUCAAUUUGUCGAUGAUUCUCUGCCGGAAUCCCCCCCGUUGUGUUCAUCUAGUAAACAGAAGACAGACAGCCAUGCAAAAUCCGUUUCGGUAAAAUCAUCGUGCUUUGUUUUAUGAGCUCCGACCAAAGCAAGAACCAAACGGCCCAAAACCAACAGCCGGGUCUGGUCAAUGUCGGUCCUCUUGAUUGAUUCAUCGUUAAGUUAUGUUAUAAACAUGAGUAUGAGUAAUGAUCCUUUUCUUUUUAAUGUUUGCGUGUAUGGAGUGUUACAGUAUGAGUAAUAAUUUUCCUUUUUCUGG
Messenger RNA from Rubroshorea leprosula, 809 nucleotides. The record is from the annotation of a GenBank genome assembly. NCBI's taxonomy places the organism in Eukaryota, Viridiplantae, Streptophyta, Magnoliopsida, Malvales, Dipterocarpaceae.